ACAGAUUUGAACACCUGUCACGUCACUGUUCUGCUUCAUCUGUUGAAGAGAGACUCUUGGUGAUUUUGCUCUGCAGUAGCUUUUCAUCACAGAUGCAGGUUUGUCACAAUGAGGUUUUUAAUCUCAUUGUCUGUGUGUCUGCUGGUGCUGUUUAAUGGUGAAAUAAUCAAUGGACGCACAACAGUAUCUUCAACAGUCAGCUCUGACCCGUGCAAUAAUUACAACACUAUUGAUGACUAUUGGAGAGACAUAAACCUAAACUACUACCAGUACCAUAAUUAUGAUGACUCUACUGUUGAGUGGAACGGCUGGUAUCGACUGUAUUUGAAUGGAACAAGUGCUCAGAUGUCUGAAUGGUGUGUGAGUUAUAUGGGAUGUGGUGGUGAAACCGGACUGUUUCUCAACGGUUCUCAUCCAAGACCUGAAGAUGGAGUGGUGACCCGUGAGGUUGUGGGAAAUCAUUUGUGGUACGCCAACCAGUGUGGUCAGUACAGCUCCAACCCCAUCCAAGUCAAAGCCUGUCCAGGAGAUUAUUAUGUCUAUGAACUCGUCACACCAAAUGUGUCACUGUCAAUGCCUUCAUACUGUGCAGUUGUUUUCAGCAGCAUCAUCAAUGAUCCCUGUUAUAACUAUGAGUCUCUGGAUCGUCCCUGGAGAGCAACAACUGAACGUGGAUUGACAAUAUGUGAUAAUGAUUUCUCCUGGAAUGGCUGGUACAGACUUUAUCAUUAUGGGAUGAACAUCCAAAUUCCAGAGACCUGUGUUAAUGAAUACAGAUGUAACACAUACUUGAGUCUGUCGCUCAAUGGUCCUCAUCCUCAGAUAGAAGAUGGGGUGGUGACCCGUGAGGUCUGUGCCUCAUAUUAUUCGAGUGGUAACUGCUGUGAUUACAAAUCAAAACCCAUCAGAGUUAAAGCCUGUCCAGGAGAUUAUUAUGUCUAUGAACUUGUGAAACCAAUAAACUGGUGUUCAGGAUACUGCACAGAUGUUAGCACUACUUCAGAGGUGAUUUCCACAACUCCAGCUAUAUUUACUGGAUCCACCACCACUCCGGGUGAUCCAUGCUUAAGCUAUGACAUACUGGACGACUACUGGAGAAACACACAAGAUAUCCGCUAUUUGUAUAGAUAUAUACAUGAACAUGAUGAUUCCACUAAAAAAUGGGACGGAUGGUAUCGACUCUUCCUCAAUGGAGUGAGUGCUCAGAUGCCUGACUGGUGUGUUCCUUAUAUGUCAUGUGGAGGUUUCAGUUCUCUGUGGCUUGCUGGUUCUCAUCCUGGAGUAGAAGAUGGAGUUGUUAUUCGUGGAGUCUCUGGCUCUUAUAUGGAUCAGUGCAGUGGUUACACAUCAAACCCAAUCCAAGUCAAAGCUUGUCCUGGAGAUUAUUAUGUCUACAAAUUCAUCAGACCAAACAUAGAGAUCCCAGUCCCUUCAUAUUGUGCAGUUGUUUAUAGAACCCCAAGUGUCGACCCCUGUUACAGCUACACCAGUCUGGAUCAGUCCUGGAGAUCCACUGAUAAUUCUGUAUAUAACUCUUACUAUUCUUAUGAGCCCUACAACAAGUACUAUAGCCCUUGUGAUGCUAAUGUCAACUGGAACGGCUGGUUUAGACUUCUCCUCAAUGGUCGGAGUGCUCAGAUGCCAGAAUCUUGUGUUAGUGAAGGGAUGUGUGGCACUUAUUACCCACUGUGGCUCAAAGAUCCUCAUCCACAGCUGGAAGAUGGAGUGGUCACACGACAAGUCUGUAUGUCUGCAUGGAACGACUGCUGUGGUUAUGAAUCUCUUCCCAUACAAGUCAAAGCCUGUCCUGGAAAUUACUACGUUUAUAAAUUUGUCCAACCACGGUACUGUGCUGCUUACUGUGCAGUUCCGACUGAUCCGUGUCGUUCACUCAGCUGUACUGAAGAUGAAUAUUGUGGAGAGAGGAGGGGUGUUUAUGGCUGUUUCUGCAAAAACAACCAAACCAGAUCUGAUCCUGACUCUUUUGAUAUCACUGAAACCUGUGAAAAUAGUACAGGAAAUAUCUCUAUAUCUCGCUGUCAGCUCUUUGAAGCUGGUUUUCCAGCAAGCGACCUUCAUCUCAAUGAUCCCAGAUGCAGAGGAACCAUCCAGAAUGGCCGAGUGGAGUUUAGUUUUGAUAACAAUGGACACAACUGUGGUACAAAUCUUAUGGCCAAUGGCACUCAUAUCAUUUAUGAGAACUAUAUUAUGAGUGGACGUCAGUCAUCUGGAGACGUCAUCAGCAGAGAGAGAAAUCUUCAGAUAACUUUUAGCUGUCUUUACCCCCAAACCCAAACACUUUCUAUGAUAGAAAUCAACCCACUGGAGAGCAUGAUGUACAAGCACCUUCCUGCUGGUCAUGGGAUGUAUCAGGUCCGAAUGAUCCCAUAUCAUGAUGUUGGGUUCUCUCAGCCCUUCAAUGGUAGUGUGAAUGCAAAACUCAACCAGGAGAUUUUUGUUGAGGUUCGUGUUGAUGGGGUUGACAGUCGACAGUUGGUGACAGUGAUUGACACAUGUUGGGCUACACCUGUGAAUGAUCCAGAUUACAGUCUGCGCUGGGAUCUCAUCACUGGAGAGUGUCCAAAUCCACAUGAUAACACAGUGAAGCUUCUUCAGAAUGGUGUCUCAACAUCCAGCCGUUUCUCCUUCAGGAUGUUUGUCUUCAGCGCAGACUCCACUAAAGUUUAUCUGCACUGUUCUGUUAAUCUUUGUCUGGCAAACAAUAACUGCACAACUUCCUGUGUCUCUGGAUAUCAGCGGAGGGCCCGCAGGUCUCUAGAUUUCCAUGACAGUUCCUCCAUCUCCAUGGGUCCUCUGAUCGGGUCUGAUGGAGAAACAGAUAUCUCAAAUCAAAUAAGGAAGUCUGGGGCAUCGUGUCUGUGUAAUUCUCUGAUGGUGUUGUUUGUUUCUCUCAUGAGUUUUUUCACCUUCCUUCAAUAUCUCAAAUCAAUACAAUCUUUUCUCUCUACAACAGUCAGCUCUGACCCGUGCUAUGAUUAUAACAUCAUUGAUGAAUAUUGGAGAGACAUACGGCUAAACCAACCCCAGGACCGUGACCAUGACGACAGUCUUGUUGAGUGGAAUGGCUGGUAUCGGCUGUAUUUGAAUGGAGAAAGUGCUCAGAUGUCUGAAUGGUGUGUGAGUUUAAUGGGAUGUGGUGGUGAAACUGCACUGUAUCUCAGUGGUUCUCAUCCACGUCUUGGGGAUGGAGUGGUGACCCGUGAGGUCAUUGGAGGUAAUUUGUGGGAAUACCGGUGUGGUCACUACAGCUCCAACCCCAUCCAAGUCAAAGCCUGUCCAGGAGAUUAUUAUGUCUAUCAACUUGUAACACCAAAUGUGUCACUCAACAAGCCUUCAUACUGCGCAGUUGCUUUCAGCAGCAUCAUCAAUGAUCCCUGUUACAACUAUGAGUCUCUGGAUCGUCCCUGGAGAGCAACAACUGUAGGUGGAUUGUGGAUUUGUGAUGGUGACUUCUCCUGGAAUGGCUGGUACAGACUUUAUCAUUAUGGGAUGAACAUCCAAAUGCCAGAGACCUGUGUUUAUGCAUACAUGUGUAACACGGUCAUAAGUCUGUCACUCAGUGGUCCUCAUCCUCAGAUAGAAGACGGGGUGGUGACCCGUGAGGUCUGUGGGGGGAAUUUGUGGUAUAGUUCCUGCUGUGAUGUGAAGUCAGAACCCAUCAGAGUUAAAGCCUGUCCAGGAAAUUACUAUGUGUAUGAACUUGUAAAACCAUUAGACUUCUGUGCUGGAUACUGCACAGAUGUCAGCACCGUCUCUCAGACAGACUCUACAACAACUAGAACUAUGAUUACUGGAUCCAGCAUCACCAUGAGUGAUCCAUGCUCAAACUACAAAAUACUGGACAACAACUGGAGAAACACACUUAAUGUAUUGAAUAUGUUUGGACAUUUACAUGGACAUGAUGACACUCGUGUAAAAUGGCAUGGCUGGUAUCGACUCUUCCUGAAUGGAUCGAGUGCUCAGAUGCCCGAGUGGUGUGUUAAUGUCAUGACAUGUGGAGGUUUCAGUUCUCUGUGGCUUGCUGGUUCUCACCCUAAAGUAGAAGAUGGAGUUGUUACUCGUGAUGUCCACGGCUCUUAUUAUUAUGAGUGCAAUUAUUACACAUCAAACCCAAUCCAAGUCAAAGCUUGUCCAGGAGAUUAUUAUGUCUACAAAUUUACCAGACCAAAUCUAGCGAUCCCACUGCCUAGCUAUUGUGCAGUUGCUUUCAGCACUCCAAGUGUCGACCCGUGUUACAGCUACACCAGUCUGGAUGAACCCUGGAGAUCCAUUGAUAAUUCUGUAUAUAACUACUACAACUACUACAACUACUACAAUGUCAUGUGUGAUUAUAAUAUCGAUUGGAACGGCUGGUACAGACUUUUCAUCAAUGGUCAGAGUGCUCAUAUGCCAGAGUCGUGUGUCAGUCGAGGGAUGUGUGGCACUUAUGCCCCAAUGUUCCUCAAAGAUCCUCAUCCACAGCUGGAAGAUGGAGUUGUCAGACGAUAUGUCUGUUUGUCCUCAUGGGACGGCUGCUGUCAUACUGAAUCUCAUGCCAUACAAGUCAAAGCCUGUCCAGGAAAUUACUACGUUUAUGAGUUUGUCAAACCAAUGGUUUGUGCUGCUUACUGUGCAGCUCCGACUGAUCCGUGUCGUUCGCUCAACUGUACUGAAGAUGAAUAUUGUGGAGAGAGGAGCGGUGUUUACGGCUGUUUCUGCAAAAACAACCAAACCAGAACUGAUUCUGACUCUUUUGAUUUCUUUGAAACCUGUGAGAGCAGUACAGGAUCUAUAUCUGUAUCUCGCUGUCAGCUCUUUGAAGCUGGUUUUUCAGCAAGUGACCUACAUCUCAAUGAUCCCAGCUGCAGAGGAACCAUCCAGAAUGGCCGAGUGGAGUUUAGUUUUGAUAACAAUGAACACAACUGUGGUACAAAUCUUAUGGCCAAUGGCACUCAUAUCAUCUACGAGAACUUUAUUCUGAGUGGACGUCAGUCAUCUGGAGACAUCAUCACCAGAGAGAGAAAUCUAAAGUUAUCUUUCAGCUGUGCUUACCCCCAAACCCAAACACUUUCUAUGAUAGAAGUCAACCCACUUGAGAGCGUUGUGCACAAGACCCUUCCUGCUGGUCAUGGGAUGUAUCAGGUCCGAAUGAUCCCAUAUGAGGACGUUGGGUUCUCUCAGCCCUUCAAUGGUAGUGUGAAUGUAGAACUCAACCAGGAGAUUUUUGUUGAGGUUCGUGUUGAUGGGGUUGACAGUCGACAGUUGGUGACAGUGAUUGACACAUGUUGGGCUACACCUGUGAAUGAUCCAGAUUACAGUCUGCGCUGGGAUCUCAUCACUGGAGAGUGUCCAAAUCCACAUGAUAACACAGUGAAGCUUCUUCAGAAUGGCAACUCAACAUCCAGCCGUUUCUCCUUCAGGAUGUUCAUCUUCAGCUCAGAUUCCACUAAAGUUUACUUGCACUGCGCUGUUCAUCUUUGUCUUCUGUCAAACAAUAACUGCACAACUGUGAGUUUAUAA
Misgurnus anguillicaudatus (oriental weatherfish) is the source of this 5520-nucleotide messenger RNA. Lineage: Eukaryota; Metazoa; Chordata; Actinopteri; Cypriniformes; Cobitidae. The record is from RefSeq and is a predicted model, not a curated record.